Messenger RNA from Meleagris gallopavo (turkey), 1988 nucleotides. Lineage: Eukaryota; Metazoa; Chordata; Aves; Galliformes; Phasianidae. The record is from RefSeq and is a predicted model, not a curated record.
CUGCCUGUUGUGCUCUGUGCCAGAGGUUACAUAUUUGGGUAAAGUUUCCACAACAGGGAUGCAAUUUUUGUCAGGCUGCACAGAGAAACCAGUCAUUGAAUUAUGGAAGAAGCACACGCUUGCCAGGGAGGAUAUUUACCCAGCUAAUGCUCUUCUGGAAAUUCGCCCUUUCCAAGUCUGGCUGCAUCAUCUAGACCUCAAGGGCGAGGCAACAGUCCACAUGGAUACCUUUCAGGUAGCACGUAUCGCCUACUGCACUGCUGACCACAACAUCAGCCCAAACAUCUUUGCUUGGGUCUAUAGGGAGAUCAACGAUGACUUGUCCUACCAGAUGGACUGCCAUGCUGUAGAGUGCGAGAGCAAGCUGGAGGCCAAGAAGUUGGCUCACGCCAUGAUGGAGGCCUUUAAGAAGACUUUUCACAGCAUGAAAAGUGAUGGCCGGAUCCACAGGAAUAGUUCAUCAGAGGAAGUGUCUCAUGGAUUUGAAUCUGAUGAUGGCUGACUGAACUCAUUCAUGAUUCAGCAAAGGCAGAAAUGGCCUAGGGAAUCAGAGCUGAUAGAUGAAUAAGCAACAGUUGAAAUUGGGGAACAGAAAGACUGCCAAACUCUUGGCUGACUAGCUUUUUAAAAUCAAGAGAGUAAUUUGGUACCUAAAGAUAUGCAUCAUUAAAGUAAUUACGUUACAUUGAAACCUGCUGCUGUUGUAAACAUGAAAAAAAGCUUCCCCCUCUUUUGCCCCAAAUGUCUUGCACCCACUCAUUGCUGCCCCUUUCUCAUCUCUGUAGUUCAGGUGCAUAUUGCAAAGUAGAGUCAUUCCUGUUUAUCUUAAAAGACUGGACAGGCAAUAUUAUUGGUUGCUCCUCUGGUGUUCCUAGCGUGGGGGGGGGGGUGAUGAUUACGCAGAAGACCAAGUAGACCUGGAAAGCCCUAAUGGCUCCCGAAGAAUCUCUCUGUGAUGCAUCACAAAAGUAAUUUGAUCAUACAUAUGUUAAGACAGCCAAACAUAGCCUUUUAGACUAGUGGCCUGGCAUUCUGCAGUUAAUUCACAUUUCACAGAUUAAAAAAUGAAAAAAGAUGCUUGUAUGUACACAUUAUAUCAUAUGCUAUCCUUUAUUUUAUUCAUUGUACCUAUUUUCUUAAUAUACCUGCUGCCACCUCUUUCACUCAGCACCAGUAAUUGCAGUUGCAGACUGCAGGAUACCAAAAAGGGUGGGCCAAAUUCCCACGAUGGCUAGGAGUACAGCAAGCCAGCACCCUUAUCGUUUUCAAGUCCUUAUUUGCUCCCCAAGUGAGUGGCCCACUGGUGAAGAGUUGAGGGACUCUUGGGUCUGUUGUCAGUGUUUGAACUGUGACUUCUCAUCAACCUCAGGUCUGAAGUGGUAAGAAGAUGGCAGCCUCAACUCUGUGUUCUGUUGGCCCUGGUUGGAUGGAGCUGGUGCUGCCUAGUCAGGAAGCCAGGGCUGCAUUACCAUAAAAAUCAAAGGAAACAGUCCAGUAGGAGCCAGAUUUGAAUAUUUGUUCUGGCUUAGAAGCUCAUUUUAAGAUUCUCAUACCUUUCCUUGUUCACAGAUAUUAAGAGUCAUGCCCUUCUUAAACGCAGAUGUUUAAUAAAACUCAGAUAAAAGGAAAAACUUGUUUCACUUAAUAUUUUUUAAGGCCAAGAGCAGAUCCAUAUUUUGCAAGUAAUGCUGCUCCUUUAUACAAUGCUAUUUGUAAUUUUGGUACUGUUAGGGGCACUGGGACACCUUACAGAAGCCUUAAAAGAAAGCUAAUUGAAGCAGAUAGCUCACUGUCUGUGUUUUGUGGGUUUAUAUGUUUGUAUGUGAGUGUGUAUGUGCAAGUCCAGUGUUAAAGCAUGUAGAUUGAGCAUGGAGAUAUACUGAGGAGGGCCCACAUCCCUUGAAAAUACGCUUAUUGCUUUACAAUGUAUGUAAACUAUUCUGCAGCAUAAAUGCAUUCAUACUUUAAUAAAAAAAAGUUUGAGUUAA